AUGUCAGAUCGAAGGCAAACAAGGAACCAAAUUAGGGGCCCACAUUCUGCCCUCACUGAUUUCCUCGCUUCCAACAACAUCUCUGCGGCCCAGAUUCAUGAAGACUACCAACGGAGAUUAAGAGAGGCGGAGGACCAAGCCAACGAGCAACAGGAAGAGCAGCCUGCAGACGAUGAUGAGUAUGAAGAUGAGGUUGGUGAGACGCCCGAGGAGAGAAAGAAGCGCAAGCGAAAAGAGACAGCUGCGCUUGCAAAAAUCAAGCGGAGCAAGGAGUUUGCUCGUCGCAAGGCUCGACGUACAGGUGAGCCAGAUGAUGAUGAUGAUGAUGAUGACUUCAUCGCGAAAGAGAUGAUGGAUGAACGCUCUCGGCCAAUGCCUGGCCAGCUAGGAAACUGUGAAAUUUGCAGCAAGCGUUUUACCGUCACGCCAUAUAGUAAAACAGGGCCUAAUGGGGGUCUGCUCUGCGCAAAAUGUUCCAAGGAGGUUGGGGACAAAGAGAAGAAAUCACAACCAAAGAAAAAGGUCCCGAGGACUGGUCGGCGUCAAAACCAAAGUGACCUUCUCGAUGGAAUUGCUCGAUACGGUGCCUUGAGCUUGGUGGAAAUGUGCACUAAGAAAGUCGCCGAUAAUAUCAACAAUAUCGAGGAAUUCGGUGACUUGCCAUGGCAACUUUUACGCCGUCUUAGCCAGAUUUUGUCAAAACGACGAGCUUUGACCCCGAGAACCUUGAAUCUUUUCCUUCGGCCCGAUCUAGGCUUUAUUGAUAUCUGCGAUUCAGGAAGACUCGAGACGGACGAUUUCCAGAAAGUUUUCACGUUCAUGCCAGCUUUGACUAACGUCAACCUCCGGUUUGCUGGACAAUUAAAAGACAAUGUCGUGGACUAUAUGAUCGACCGGGACCUCAAUAUCAACCAUUUGCAACUGGAUGCUGCGAAUCUAGUAUCUGAUUCGCGUUGGCGAAAAAUGUUCGAGAAACUAGGUGGCCGACUUGAAACUCUCAGGCUAUCAAACUUGGACUUCUCUUUAGACGACGAGAGUAUCAAAGUUAUGUGUCAAUUCUGUACUCGUCUUCGACGCCUAAAGCUCAUUGAUUGCUGGAAAAUAUCCGAUCAUUCGCUUCAAGCAAUUUCAACCUUGCAGUCCCUGGAGCAGCUGUCGUUAACAUUGAUCAAGGAAACGAAAGCUGAGAGUCUUCUUGAUUUGGUGUCUAAAAUUGGUCCAAACUUACGGAAAUUAUCCUUCCGAGGGUUUCCACAAGCUGAUGAUACACUACUUGAGGUGAUACACGACAAGUGUAGGUUCUUGUCAAAACUUAGGUUCUCUGACAAUUCCGCCUGCACGGACAAGGGGUUUACCAAGCUAUUCGAGGACUGGCCAAACUCUUCGUUAGAAGUUGUGGACCUCUCAUCGACACGAGAUGUGGAUAAUUCAAAUCCCGAUGGCCCGGCGGAAGCAAUUGGUCUUGCGUCUAACGGGUUCGUUGCCCUUAUGCGCCACUCUGGCUCGACUAUACGGAAUUUGAAUAUCGCAUCUUGCCGUCACAUAACCUAUGCCGCCUUCGAAGAGGUAUUUGCGGAGGGAAAGAGCUAUCCUAACCUGAGAGAGCUAGACGUCUCGUUCCAUACUGUCAUGGAUGAUUACCUCGUGGGUCGUAUUUUCAGAUGCUGCCCAGCGAUUCAGAAGGUCGUUGCCUUUGCAUGCUUUAACGUACGAGAGGUCCGGGUUCCUAAGGGAGUGGCAUUAAUUGGCGGGUUACGUGCCCAAGAUACUAUCCUUUCUUGA
Aspergillus puulaauensis is the source of this 1782-nucleotide messenger RNA. RefSeq names its product DNA repair protein Rad7, protein (gene rad7). Gene Ontology annotation, cellular component: SCF ubiquitin ligase complex. The record is from RefSeq and is a predicted model, not a curated record. The transcript has 6 exons. The coding region runs from base 1 to 1782 and encodes 593 amino acids. Gene Ontology annotation, biological process: SCF-dependent proteasomal ubiquitin-dependent protein catabolic process. NCBI's taxonomy places the organism in Eukaryota, Fungi, Ascomycota, Eurotiomycetes, Eurotiales, Aspergillaceae.